Mycena indigotica is the source of this 1083-nucleotide messenger RNA. RefSeq lists its product as uncharacterized. The record is from RefSeq and is a predicted model, not a curated record. The coding region runs from base 1 to 1083 and encodes 360 amino acids. The transcript has 6 exons. NCBI's taxonomy places the organism in Eukaryota, Fungi, Basidiomycota, Agaricomycetes, Agaricales, Mycenaceae.
AUGAUGCAGGCCACGACCGCCAUACUCAGCUAUCUUUUCUUCACGAUGUUUGGCGUGUGGCUCAGCCUUAAACCACACAAGGGCGGGCGACGCGGCUGGAGCUUGGGUGCUGUGAUUGCCACAUAUACCGUCAUCAAGAGAUUCCCAAUUGAAUUCGAUUUCCCCUCAAUUCCCCGCACGCUCAGCUCCGUGUUCAGUCUGUUCCGCGAGGACGCGUUCUCCGAGCUGCGCGAAACGGCUGGUCCAGACCCCGUACUACUGGGACUCGCGAGCCAUCUCGUGUGCUUCAUGGUGGCUCACUUUUCGCGCCGUGUUUAUCGUUCCAUGCACCUUCAAUUUGAUGUCCACGUAUCGGUUUGGGUCAUCCCCCUCGCUGUCAACCUAUCGCACGCUCGUUUGAAUGGGACCUUCUGGCUGCUCUAUCAAGUGGGAUGCGUUGGUCGAUUUUUUCCUUCCGUCAGACAACUGCGUCGUGGCAUUCUCUAUAUCGGCCAGCUCUCUAUUGCGCCCACGGUCGGUGAGGCCAACGCAAAGGUUAUAGCUGGGUCGAUACUGGCCAACACCAUUGUAUUCGGCAUCGACAGCGUUGUCCGCGUGUCGCGGAUAUUGCCAGUCGCCUCCCCUCACCUCUUUCGUCUGUAUCCGCUCGUUGAAUGCAUGGCCCUUUGCGCGUUUUUCACUGGCGCAUGGUGUAUUUUCUUUCCAGUUUUCUGCGCCAUGCAGCUGUCGGUCUCGCCCCACCCAAGCCACCAAGCCCUCUUCCGGCACCUCAUGUCUCGGCCAACGCUAGCGUGGCAUGCGCGGACGAGAGACCUCUGGGGGCAUGUCAUGAGCGACCUAGAUGCGUUUCAAAUUGUGCAGAGAUGGGACUUCGACUACCUGCUGCUGGAGCGGCGGCGCGUGUUUGCGGCGUGGCUGGAGAGUUUGCCCGUCCAAUGGUCUGCUUUACCCGGGACACACAAAUUGGUCGUCAUUUUACCAGCGGUGGUGUUCCAUGCCACACCAUACAUUAUGCCCAUGAUCGGACACAUGCCAGGGGAAAACGAGAUAAAUUUGGGGAGCAGACGUGUUUCAGAAUUGUGA